This is a messenger RNA of Carcharodon carcharias (great white shark), 4897 nucleotides long. It is a transcript of the gene rab11fip3, whose product is annotated as RAB11 family interacting protein 3 (class II). The coding region runs from base 227 to 2203 and encodes 658 amino acids. The record is from RefSeq and is a predicted model, not a curated record. NCBI's taxonomy places the organism in Eukaryota, Metazoa, Chordata, Chondrichthyes, Lamniformes, Lamnidae. The transcript is spliced from 15 exons. Gene Ontology annotation, molecular function: calcium ion binding. Gene Ontology annotation, cellular component: endocytic vesicle; cleavage furrow; midbody. Gene Ontology annotation, biological process: endocytic recycling; regulation of cytokinesis.
CGUCAUCGUUGCUGAUCGGAGUCAUGGCGGCGCGGAGCGACCGGGGGAGAGAGUGAGGAAACCCGGGAAGAGGGAGCGAGAAAUACCGGGGCCUGAAAGCUAGAAAACCCAGGGAGAGGGAGCGAGAAAUACCGCGACCCGAAAGUGAGAACACCUGGGGGAGGUAGACGGGAAUGGAGGAGACCGGUCCCUAGUGAAGGGGAAUCGGGGCCGCUAGCAGCCGUUAAUGGAUUCUGCCCCGGGGCCGGAGGGGGCCGGGAGCCCGGGGAUAGAGUUAGAGCCCCCGGGGUCGGAGGGGGUCGGGAGCCUGGGGUUAGAGUUAGAGCCCCCGGGGCCGGAGCGGGCCGGGAGCCCGGGGUUUGAGUCGGGGGAAUGCGAGAGACUGCGGGUGGUGUUCGACAUGUUUGAUGCGGCCGGGGAAGGGCUGAUCCGGCUGGAGGAUUUCUGCAAGAUCGCCAGCAGCUACGGAGCCGAGCAGGUGAAGGAGUUGACAAGGUACCUAGAUCCUGCUGGUCUUGGGGUCAUUGCAUUUGACGACUUCUGUCGUGGAAUUGCUGCAAUAAAAAAUAAUGGAGACUCAGAUAGCCAGAACUACGAUGCUGGAUUUGGGAAUGAGGAUGAUGUGUUGCCCUGCACAGAAGAGUUUGAGGACUUCACCUGCUUUGAGACAAACGAGGUGACGGACAGUGCUUACAUGGGCUCUGAGAGCACCUACAGUGAGUGUGAGACGUUCACAGACGAGGACACAGGCACGCUCGUUCACCAUGGAACACACGAUGAGUUGGAGACAGACAGCGCUAUUGAUGCCACACUGACCUCUGAGUUCACAGAUACACUUGAAGAAAAUAGUGUCCUAUUUAAUGGGGAGAUGAAGACCCAUCACCAUAACUUUUCGAUGAGCUCCAACAUUUCUCUCCUUAGUACCGAGGAGCACUUUGAAGAUUACGGAGAGAGUAAUGAGACUGAUUUUGCAUCUAGUAGCCUGUGUCAGGAUGGAGGCACAACCAUCGAUGGUCACUUUAAUCGCUCGUCGCUGCUCUCUCCCAGUGGUCAUUUCACUUCAACUUUACAAAGUGUCAUUGGGGGAGAGAUGCUGGAAUAUUACUGCACCCAGUGUCAUAAGCAAAUCAAUCGCUUGGAAGAUCUGUCCACCCGCAUCAACACUCUUGAAAUGAAUAGCCCCAUCAUGCGACUCAGCAGCAAGAAGGUGGCUCGGCAUCUUCAGCAGAACAGCGCAGGCAGAAGCGACAGUAUGGAGAAUCUGUCCAAGAACACGCUGGGCUUCAUCCCCUCUGAUCUCGCUGAUCAGGUGAUAUUCUUGGAGAAACGAGUCACUGAACUGGAGCAAGACAGUACAACCAAUGGAGAAACCCACAACCGCCUGAGGCAGGAGAACCUGCAGCUGGUACACAGGGCAAAUGCACUGGAGGAACAGCUCAAAGAGCAGGAGACCAGGUCUGAGCAGAUGUUACUGGAGGAAAUAAAGAAACAGAAAGAAGCUUUGAGCAAAGUGGAACGAGAGCAGGUCAUUGAGAUUGAAAAUCUUCAUACCAGGCUACAUCAGCUGGAUGAGGAGAAUGGGGAAUUGCGAGCAUGCAUUCCCUGCCUCCGGGCUAAUGUUGAGAGACUGGAGGAGGAGAAGCAGAAGCUGUUGGAUGAAAUGGAUGAACUGAAGCAGAAACUGAAGGAAGAGCAGGAGAACAACCAGAAACUGUCCGAUAAACUCUUACACAAGCAAUAUCUGUUUCAGAAAGAAAAGGAAGCUACUCAAGAGCUCAUAGAGGAUCUGCGGAAGCAACUGGAGCAAUUGCAACUCUUCAAACUGGAAGCCGAAAGGUUGCGUGGGCGCUCGAGCAGUAUUGGGCUGCAGGAAUACAACAGCCGCAAUAGAGAGACUGAGCUGGAGCAAGAGAUUAAACGGCUCAAACAGGAUAACCAAAAUCUGAAGGAGCAAAAUGAUGAGCUGAAUGGACAGAUCAUUAAUCUGAGUAUCCAGGGAGCAAAGAGCCUUUUCACAGCCUCUAUCGCAGAAUCACUGGCUGCAGAAAUCAGUUCUGUUUCUAGGGAUGAACUUAUGGAUGCUGUUCAGAAACAGGAAGAGAUCAACUAUAGGCUGCAGGAUUACAUCGACCGAAUUGUUGUGGCAAUCAUGGAGACCAAUCCUGCGAUUCUCGAGAUCAAACAGACCGAGGCACAUUCCUAGCCUCUCUCAGGACCAGUGUACAAACAGUAGCUCUUCUGUCGUUUGUGUGUAAAUCGUGAGGCAGUUCCUUGCAGCAAUCUUUGUCCUAACUUUGAACCAUGGACCUGUGUAACUCCCGCACAGCUUCACUUCUAUCUUCAUGCCAAGGUACGAAAGGCAGUUAUGUUAUUUCCUGCAGGUUUUCUGUUCCCCUUUCACAGGUGGGUUUGACUGGAGAUCAUAGCAUGGACGGCUGCUCUACUAGCCUGGACUGCCAAAGUCUCACACAGUGAUACAAAGCCUGUCAUUAAAAUGCAGUGAAGUAAGGUGAUGCAUUAUUAAUGAUGGGGGAGGGAAGAACAGAACAGAACCAUGACUGCGUAAUUUAACAUCUUAUUUGUGGGUGAUGUUCGUGCAGUCCUGUCCCACCCACUUAGCUGAUUUGUGGGAAUUUCUGGGUAUGUAGCAGGUAAUCAAUUGAGUGCACACAGGAUCCUGUACAAUACUGGUUCAGGUUUGUGAUACGUGCAUUGGAACCUGCUGUUUUACCCAGACUUGGCCCACUUGUGCUUUCUAUUUUGAAUCGUAGCUCAGUGAAAAGUUCACACCUUGAAUCCAGAAUCUAAUGCCCAUAUAUUGUUCAGAGUUAUGGACCUAAUAUUUGCCCUGUCAGGAUCAUCAUCCUGGCACAGCACAGCUGCCUUGCUGGAUGACUUUCCCUGAAGCCACAUAUCUCUGCUUCUUCCAGUUGUUCUGAAUCAAUUGCCUAAUUGUAAUGCAGAGAUUAUAAGUCAUAAGGCAGGUCUGAUUUUGGAGCUGCAAUUUUAAUUUCUGCCUCCUUUAGCUGAGUCUAAUGAGCCUGGGCUGUGCAUGAUAUGGUGACCUGAAACUGGUGCAAGAUUGUUAGUUAAUUUCAGGUAAUAGGGCAGAUUAAUGAUACAGUGGAAAUACUUCAGCUGCACCUUGAUUUGACUUUUGGUGAUCAGGUGAGGGUUCCAACUGGCACUGCUAACUCAGUUAUAUACUUUUGCCACAAACACUAGAGAUUGUAUGUGAACAUGUCUGUAACACAACAUUGCUCACUGAAAUACCCCUGUAACACUGCUUUGUACCAAGUACCUUAUGAUGACACUGACACCAGUUGUUUGCACAAUCACCCACUGUUCUUUGUCCAGCUAUUGUGUUGCACUGAUACUGGCUGUUUAAUGUUGCUAUAUAGUGAUGCUCACGUUGUUCUCCUGGUUCUUGUACAUUACUUGCCAGCAAAAAGUAUGGUUAGGCAGCUGACCUCUCAUCUGCUGUGACCUGUGCAAAUAAGUACAAGUGCCCAGUGACACUACAAAAUUUACCCAGAGUUUUGUCAUUUUUGGUCCCUUCACUCAUAAAACAUGUAGAGUUCUUCAUCCAAAUCUGCAUGGAAAGAGAGCUAGACUUGCCACUGCUAGAGGAUAGAGUAGGUCCUGCCUUUAUCCAUUGCUUCAUGGUCCUAGUUCUUGCCCCCUCCACUGAACCCCAGCCCACCAUCCUGGUGUGCAUGUGAAGCACCUUCUGGGCAGUCUUACUGUGCUAUGUGAGAAGUUAGUUUUUUCCAUGGGAAGGUGAUUUAAAACAAUGUUUUGCAUUCAUGAAGACAUGCACUCUGGCCCAUGCUAAUAUGCGGAUCCUUCUGUUUGGCAUUUCUGCCCAUCACGAUAAAAUGGUGAAAUAAAAUCAAUGGGCAAGGAUGUUUUCAUUAAUUCAUGCUCAGUCUUGGUGGCUAUAAAUCAGAAAACUUGCAGUGUGAUUACAGGGUAUGCUUGUUCCACUGAACUCUUGAUACCCUGUGCAUUGCAUCAUUGUACAAGGAGGAUCAGUUGAUGUGUUAUGGUCCAUUUUAUGUUGGACAGCAUGUACUGAGUGCCACCCUUUAGUCUGUUCCAUUUAACCUCUGGUUGGAAGGUGUUAGUGUCACACAACAGGGUGCAUGUGAGAGCUUCAGUUUAGGGAGAGUUCUCCUGGUGCCUCUCGUGCCUUCUGCAUGAGUUCCAUUGAUACAAGGUGCUGCAGUGUGCUUGUAAACUUUGCUGCAUGGUCUCUGGUGUAAAUCGAUGUACAUUUUGAAUUUUCUAUCCUUACACAGUAGAAAGUUAUUUUUUAUAGAACGAAGGCAGAUUUAUACUGGAGUUGGAUAACUAAUGGAUUCGUUAGAAUCACUUGACAGCUCAAUUUUGUAAAGUCAAUAGGUUCUGUCUGUAUAUAGUAGGAAACUGAUGGGGAGCAAGUUGAAUGUUGAUUUCUUUAUGGUCGAUGCAUUAACUUGCACUCAACUAGCCAUGAAGAUGAUGAUACUGUCAAUGAUUAUGUAUAAAUGAAAUGUCUUAAAAAUAUUUUGUCUUAUCAAUGUAGUGUCCUAACAAUUGGAGAAAACUGAUGUAAAUUGAGAUUUAGCUCAUCUUAAACUGUUUUUAAACAACAUUCUGAUCUUGGUUUGUGCACUGCUUCAUCACCAGAACUAAUCUAAGCAUCAAUAUUUGCUGUUUAUACAGAAUCUGCCCAUUAACCAGGGAAUAAACAUUGCAUUGAUCAUCAUGGUAAUCAGUGAGUGUACAGAAACAUUGGGUUUGCAAUCCUGUAUAGACUGGCUUUUCUUGGUGCUGAGGUAUGGAAUGAAUGGUGAUAUGUGGCUACUGUAAGCAUCCAGACAGAUUUACCAAUUAAAAUCUCUAAAGCAACAAA